AUGCAAAAAAUUGCUGUCAUGCAGCCAUCCGAAAAAGAGCGAAUAUUCGCGAUCACUGGGAACCACUCCGAAGUAACGGGCAAGUUUGACAAAGUCUUUCCAUCGAAAGUCUUUCUCCGGUUUGGCAUUCCACUGUCUUUUCGAUUGCAGAUACUUUUUGUAGCGGCCCACAUGUUUCUUCAACUGUUUCUCAUGAUGAUGAUAUACGUCGUAGCCUACAUGGAAGGUUGCCCCGUCAAUGCAUUCAUUUGGAAAGACGAUCACAGCCGGAUUGUCCCUCGGUAUCUUCGAGAUGGGCAGUUUCUUUUUUGA
Seminavis robusta is the source of this 312-nucleotide messenger RNA. NCBI's taxonomy places the organism in Eukaryota, Bacillariophyta, Bacillariophyceae, Naviculales, Naviculaceae. The record is from the annotation of a GenBank genome assembly.